AUGUACGGUUAUGUUCCAGAUAGCACACUCCCAUACCUUGCGCAGCUUUCCAUAAAUGCAAGUGUCCUGGGCAUAAUCACAGGAGGUUGUAGGAAAGGCGAUGCAGCAGUCAGACGACCCGGCGGUACCAACGAACAGCGCAAAGCACGCAAGGAGCGAAGGACUAUCCAGGACGCGGAGUGGUACAUUCGAGAAUUUCAACUGAUAAGCUGGCGAGAGUGGACUGCAGCGGGAAGCCAUGGGCGAGUGCAUGUCAGCAGGCCAGAGACUGAACGCGUCGAAAUAAAAGUGCGAAUCGCACAGAAAGUGGAGCAUACGAAUAAGAACAUUGAACAUCAGAAAUCGCUGUAUGUGCGGGACAAACGGCGUGACAUCAUCGAUGACGGAGAGGGACUCUUCCACCUCCUUGUCCGUCACGGGCUCAGUGUCCAGACUGAAACGCAACAAAUCCGGAAUAUAUUCUGCUCGUCGGUGAUGUCAAACUGCUGCUUUUUCCGGCGAAGAAAUCUCCAGUUACAAAGGCAUCAUGCUGGGGAUACCGGCCGCGUCGUCACCGAUGCCUCCGCAACUCAGCUGAGUCAAGUUGAGACACAAGGAGGCAUUUUUGAUUAUGCGGAAUUUGGUCCAGACCCGCCCGUUGUUGCCCGAUUGAGUGCACAAUCAUUGAAUCAAGGUCCACAUAUAGACUCGUGGACAAAUACACAGCUUGCGCAAACACAGAGACCGCAGUGCUUACGUACGCAGGCCUCGACCAACGGGGAUGCUCUGGCCUAUUAUGGUCAAGCACCGCAUUGCAAUGUAGUCAGCGGUGGGAGAGCCGAAUGGGGAAAAAUAAAGCAGAUUACAGAAAAGACAGGACGAGACAAGGCGGAGUGGAAGGAGUCUCGACCGCUUAGCGCUCGUUGUUGUGUUGUCCAGUUGUCACCGGGAUCAGCGUUUGUUUGGUUUCGAGGACCCCCGGAACCUCCGUUUGCGUCACGCCCUGUUACGAACGGGACGUUUGUGGUGCGGAUCCGGCUAGGUCCAAGCCAAUCGGGAAGGGAGUCUCACCAGCGCCCUGUUGCAUCUGCACACCCCCUCAAGCGCAUACGACGUCUGCCUCCGCCUCCUAGGAAAAAACGAAAGGACGAGCGGCCUCGUCCGCUGGCCGCACACGCACACACCAACACCGACACCCGUUAG
Messenger RNA from Fomitiporia mediterranea MF3/22, 1182 nucleotides. RefSeq lists its product as uncharacterized. Bases 1 to 1182 code for a protein of 393 amino acids. Lineage: Eukaryota; Fungi; Basidiomycota; Agaricomycetes; Hymenochaetales; Hymenochaetaceae. The transcript has 8 exons. The record is from RefSeq and is a predicted model, not a curated record.